AUGGGGACAACCAUCGUUGAAGUACCUGCAGCUCAGGGUGGGUUCGGACCUUUCCUAUCAUACCUCAUCGGAUGGGCAUACUUCCUCGCCUGGUCCGCAUCCUUCUAUCCACAAGCCAUCCUCAACUGGCGGCGGAAAACCGUCCAAGGCCUCUCCAUGGACUUUGUCCACCUCAACGUCGUCGGCUUCCUCUUCUACUCGAUUUUCAACCUGGCCUUCUUCUUCAGCACCGAGAUCCAAGAGGAAUACAAGCGCCGCAACGACGGCCAAGAGAACCUCGUCCGGGUCAAUGACGUCUUUUUCGCCGUCCAUGCCCUCAUCCUUUCGACGUUUACACUCGUACAAACCUGGGUGUACAAGCGAGAUGAAGGUCAGCGGGUCUCUGGCUUUGCUUGGGCAUUCCUCCUGUCAUCAGGCGUCAGUGUCCUGGUCCUAGUCGGGCGGGCUCUUGCAGGAGUCGGCAGCUACGAAUGGAUCGACAUCCUCUAUUUCCUCAGCUACAUCAAGCUAGUCAUCAGCUUCAUCAAGUACUGCCCCCAGGUCUACAUUAACUGGGCCGCCAAAUCGACCGUCGGAUGGAGCAUCCACAACAUCCUGUUAGAUUUUACAGGAGGUGUGUUGAGUAUUGGGCAAUUGGUCCUGGAUGCUUAUAUCUCUGACGACUGGUCGGGGAUCUCGGGUGAUCCUGUCAAGUUUGGGUUGGGGUUUUUGAGUAUUGCAUUUGAUCUGGUGUUUAUUACGCAACAUUAUGUUCUGUACAGGAACCGGACGGAUCAAUAUGCGCAGAAGGUUGAGAGCGAGGCUGGGCAUGACGAGCGGCAGGGACUGUUGACUUCGGCGACUGGAUGGUAUGUCAACCCGACGACAGGCCAGGAAUCUGCAAGUGAACUAGAUGAAGCCCGCAAGUCGCGCAAGGAGGAGUGGGAUAAGGCAUACGCCAACAACGAGAAUCCGCCACCGAUCCAGGAAGAGGUUCCCUACGAUCCUCGAACACUCUAUGAACGACUCCAGGAGCAGAGACAAAAGAAGACCGAUGCCUUUGCUGAGGCCACCAAAUUCGGCAACCUCAUCCACAAGAUCGAUAACGACGAAUUCGACUUUUUGAGCUCGUUGGAGGACGAAGACGCAAAGAAGAAGCGGGAGCAGGCUGAGCAGGAAGCAGAGGAGCUCAAGAACUUUCGCAUGAAUGUGAAAUCGAAAGCGUCGACGGCACCGGCACCGCUACUAGACACAGAUGGAGGCUCGUCAUCAGCACCAAAACCGACCUACUUUGCACCAUUGUCAUCAGGACCCACCAAGAGGAAAAAGUCAUUGUUUGCUGGACUUGUCGCCAAGCCCGAUUCAAAAGCAGAAUCGACAACAACAACCACUAUAGGGUCGGAAUCAAAGGAUAUCAAAGCGGUUGGUAAGCGGAAACUGGACGAGUCAACAGAUAAAGACGAGAACGAGGAAGAGGAGAGUCGGGAGUCGGAAACGAAAAAGGCCAAGGCGGAUACUACGUCUACAGGAUCAGUAUCAGCAUUAGGAGUAGGAGCGGGGUCAGGGAAGGAUACAAAACCCAAAGGGCUUGUGGGACUUGUCGCGUACGAUUCUAGUAGUGACGAGGAUGAUGACUGA
Linnemannia hyalina is the source of this 1617-nucleotide messenger RNA. The record is from the annotation of a GenBank genome assembly. NCBI's taxonomy places the organism in Eukaryota, Fungi, Mortierellomycota, Mortierellomycetes, Mortierellales, Mortierellaceae.